AUGACUGUUACUGAAUCAGAAUUUAUAAUUUCACAAAAUUUAGACUCGAAAAUAAAUCAAAUCGAUACGGAAAAGGAAAAAAAUUUAUAUAAGGAAGUACAAGAGGUUAAUAAUAAUUUAAAUUACAAUAAUAAUAAUAAUAAUAAUAAUAGUAAUAAUAAUGAUAAAAACGUACAACGUGUCAUCAUGCAAAAUAAUAACAUCAGAGGAAAAAGUACGACAACGACAACAACAAUCAACGUCGGGGGUUAUAAUGGGGGAAUAACAAAUAAUCAAAAAAAAGAAAGGCCACAAUUUAUAACGACGGUUAAAACGGGAGUUUUUUUAGAUCCCCCCCACGAAAUUGCGAUACUUUUAGGUUUGUCAAAAGAUACUAAAACAAAUUCGUCAAAAAGUUCAAAUAAUUCAUUGAACAGCGGAGAAAAUUAUAGAAAUUUCGAUAAACCUUUGGUCAUGUAUUCAUAUUCGUCACGUCCGAAAGUAUUAAACAAUCGUAAUUAUCACGCUAAUUGUUUGAGAACAAAAAGGUUUACAGAUGGUGGCCUUUCCGAAAUCAUACGAGACGAUAGAAGGGAUGCCAAUUUACCUUAUGGAAACAUCAUGUUCGAUAGGAGAGUCGUUCGGGGUUGUAAUUUUGCUAGCUACCCCGUACCGACGGAAGGUUUUGAAACUUUGGCAGAAAAACGAAGAGAAGCAAGAAGGAGAGCACUCGCUAGAAAGAAAGCCAAAGGUUAUUGCAUACAAGGACGAAUGGGUACGCCACCUCCCGUCGGUGGAAGAAAACACGAACCUGUACAAACCGAAAGAUACCUUGAAGAAAUAUACGAUCGCCCACUGGAAACGGAAGCGGCUUGCCAAACGGAUCUUUUCCUAGAUAGACCCCCGACGCCGAUAUACGUACCCUCAAAAACAGGAUUCGAUCAAGAAACGCAAAUAUGGCCUGGAGAGUUAUUUGAUUUCGACGUGGAAGUAACGCCGAUAUUAGAAGUAUUAGUUGGUAAAACCGUCGAACAAUCAUUGAUCGAAGUUUUAGAAGAAGAAGAAAUAGCAGAUUUAAGAGCGCAACAACGUCGUUUCUUAGAAUUACGAGCUGCUGAAAAAGCAGAAGAACAAAGAUUAGAAGAAGAAGAGAAAAGAUUAUCCGACGAAAAGGAAAAACGUAUGGUAGAACAUGCGGAAGCUCUUAAAUUACAAAAAGAAACGGAAGAAAGAGUUGCUGCUGCUAUGCUGUCGGAAGGUUACAUAGCCGAAUUGGUACCCAACGUUCUCGAAGGUCUUAAAGAUGCCGGUUUCUUAGCAGACGAAAUCAAAUCGGAUGUCGAUCAUCAAUUCAUGCCCUGGCUAAUGGCGGAAGUUAAAAACGAAUUGGCUAAAAUGAUAAGCAGCCGAGACAUAUUAGGAGAAAUAAUAAAAGAAAUUUUGGAAACGAAAGCGGAAACUUACACAUCGAUGGGUGAUUAUUUUGCUGGAGAAAAAAUGGAAGAAAAUCUCGGUGAACAAGGAGAAGAAAUUGAUGGUGACGUAAAAUCGGAAAAAUUUGAAAAAACAAAUUCUAAAAUGUAA
Messenger RNA from Pediculus humanus corporis (human body louse), 1563 nucleotides. RefSeq names its product Flagellar Radial spoke protein, putative. Bases 1 to 1563 code for a protein of 520 amino acids. Lineage: Eukaryota; Metazoa; Arthropoda; Insecta; Psocodea; Pediculidae. Gene Ontology annotation, cellular component: cilium. The record is from RefSeq and is a predicted model, not a curated record. The transcript has 7 exons.